Messenger RNA from Dovyalis caffra, 540 nucleotides. The record is from the annotation of a GenBank genome assembly. NCBI's taxonomy places the organism in Eukaryota, Viridiplantae, Streptophyta, Magnoliopsida, Malpighiales, Salicaceae.
AUGCUCCUAACACUCUCCUUCCUUCUCCUUGCUUCCUCGAUGAGAAUGUUUCCUCAAGCCGUUCAUGCUUUCGGGAAUCCAGUGCUUGACGAUAAAGGCUUUCCACUUCUCCCUGGCUUUCCAUAUUACAUGACCUCAAGUCAGUGGCCUCAUGAUAGUGGUAUUGUCAGCCUAGGAAAAGGCAACAACGAUACCUGCCCACUUGACAUUAUUCUACAAAAAUUUGGUGCUGAAGGUAACAGAGUUAGAAUUACAACUGCAAGAGGGGGAUUUCUAUCACGGAUUUCACAGAUGUGUACAUCAGUUUUGAUGCCACCAGCUCAACCUGCUCUAACGAAUCAUUGGAUUGUCAAACAUGGAAAAGUUGGUUUCAACUAUACGCUUGUUGCUUACAAGUUAUCUUCUUCUGAUCUACUUCUCUCUAUUGCUGAUGUUGGCAUUUCUUACAACUCCACUUCCGGACUCAGACGUUUGGCUUUGACUAAACCACCAGAGCCAUUCCUUUUUCAACCAGCUGGGGGAUUAAGAGAUGUAGUCUGA